GUCUAAAGACAUUUAUGUUGUUAACAAUUUUAACCCACGUUGACUUUAUUAAAAAAGACUAGCAAACAUCGAAAACACACCCUCCAUACAAGAGCAAAGAGAUAUUCAUGUAGCUCAGCUGGCUCUGCAUCAUCAAACUCGACGGCGUGGAGAGUUUAAAUUUUCGUGAGGAAUUCCGCUAGUGAACUUAAAGCCAGUGUACAAUGCGUCGUCUGCAUUGAGGAAAUGGAGUGUGCACUGGGCUGCACAAUGGCAGAAGAUGUUGGUUUACAUAAAAACGUUGGUAAAGGAACUACCACUCAAUGUCAUACAACUUACUGCUUGAAUCAGGUUUCUAUAACAAUUUCAAAUUUCACCUGUUCUACGAUGGUACCAUACGACAAUCGCCAAACAUCUUUGAAGAUGAGCACUUGUUCAUAUCUUUUUUUUUUGACGUCCUCAAAGUGCUGCAAUGGUCACCGAGUGUUCCAAGUGCGUCUUUUUGGGAAUUUCAAUGGUACUUUCGCGCUCUGUUUUGGCCUCUUUAGACGCUUUCGCUCAUGUUUUGUGCAGGCACAUACAUAAUCGAUUAAUGCAUAGCUACAGUACUGUUUUCAUAGCAUCAGAGCUUACUUAUUGAGUUUUAAGCAUCCCCUCCCUUUUCAUUCAGCAAACAGCCGUCUGGAAUCUCUAGAUUAGAGACGACGCAUAUCCUGACGUGAAUCUUAAGGUUGCGGGCCACGUCCCCUUUACAAAGUUUUUUGAAGGAAAGGUGCAUGUCUGAUGCGCCAGAAGCUUUAAGGAACUUUUCACAGAAAACUAGGACUGCACUGUGCGCAAUAUAGAAUAGUUCAAUUUAGCCCUAUAUGUAUUUGCCUGGAUCAGUUCUGGAAUUUGGCCUUUUCCCAACUUUGUUUUUCUUUGGCCAUACGUCAUUUUCGAUAUGGAAAUCAUAUUGCCCAGCGAUAUGUUUCCAGCUUUUCAGAUCAACAAGUUCUUGUCACGUUAGAAACUAAUAAAGUGGGAAAUAUUUCCAAAG
Messenger RNA from Zychaea mexicana, 1018 nucleotides. RefSeq lists its product as uncharacterized. The record is from RefSeq and is a predicted model, not a curated record. The transcript has a single exon. The coding region runs from base 226 to 564 and encodes 112 amino acids. NCBI's taxonomy places the organism in Eukaryota, Fungi, Mucoromycota, Mucoromycetes, Mucorales, Lichtheimiaceae.